AUGAAAUACCACACACAUGAAAGAGUUGAAAUACUCAGCCGCAAAACAGAACUCACCCGUAUCGUGGAACCAGUUGACAGGAUGAGUUCUCCACUAUCGGUGGCACACAGGCCUGUAAUACGGCGGAAAUUUCGGGGCUCAGGGGAAAAGAGUGUAGAGGCAGGGUGCGAAGACCUGUCACCAGACUGCUCUGCUGUGCGAGGCGUUGUAAGGGAUCCCGAAAGGCUGGGUUCGUUGGAAGAACUAGCCUGGACGCCCACUCCGACGAACGGCCGAGUAGAGCCCGUGACCGGGUUGCAAAGAAACACGCAACCAGCCCCAUUGUCAGCCACGUACAGAGAGCCCGUCAAAGGACACCGACACGUGCUCGUGGGUUCGAUGAACAGUGAACUGUGGAUUGACUGUACAACCUGUUACAACGACCAAAAUCGAACUAUCAGCUUAGUCUCCCUAGAGCUAAAAGUAGCGAGGGGCGAGAUAGCUCAAGUGGCUAGAGCGCGAAUUUACCGACCGGAAGGUCCGUGGUUCGAACCCGACCUCCAAGUCCCGAAUUUAUCUGUCUGGGCUUGGGUAACUUCCCCAGUGCUUUCUUCGGGUGGCAUGGCAGCUAGGCACAAAAAUGGUGCUACAGUUGAACGAUUAACUGCCAUAAGGCGGACAGAUCAAAUCCAGAAGAGCGUCACUGGACUCAAGAGAUUGAUCAAGGAGGUAGACGCGCUUCGAUCGCCAGUUGACAAUCCAGAGACCUUCAGGAGACCAGGCGAUCCCGGUGGCGGCCUGGCCGACCAAGGGGGCGCCAACCAAGGUGGUGUGUAA
This is a messenger RNA of Opisthorchis viverrini, 816 nucleotides long. RefSeq lists its product as hypothetical. The transcript is spliced from 4 exons. Bases 1 to 816 code for a protein of 271 amino acids. The record is from RefSeq and is a predicted model, not a curated record. Lineage: Eukaryota; Metazoa; Platyhelminthes; Trematoda; Opisthorchiida; Opisthorchiidae.